This is a messenger RNA of Hemicordylus capensis (graceful crag lizard), 4642 nucleotides long. It is a transcript of the gene PTPMT1, whose product is annotated as protein tyrosine phosphatase mitochondrial 1. Gene Ontology annotation, biological process: protein dephosphorylation. The transcript is spliced from 4 exons. Gene Ontology annotation, molecular function: phosphatidylinositol-4,5-bisphosphate 5-phosphatase activity; protein tyrosine/serine/threonine phosphatase activity; phosphatidylglycerophosphatase activity. The record is from RefSeq and is a predicted model, not a curated record. The coding region runs from base 99 to 1094 and encodes 331 amino acids. NCBI's taxonomy places the organism in Eukaryota, Metazoa, Chordata, Lepidosauria, Squamata, Cordylidae.
CCUUCCCGGGCUCCUCCUGGCAGCCGCCGCCCUCGCCUGCCCCGGGGUAUCCGCCCGCACCCUGCUCAGCUCCCUCCGCCUCAGGCCGGUUUCGCAAGAUGGCGGCGCUUCCGGGAGAGACCAUCACAAGCCAGGAGACAGGCGCACAAACAGAGGAAGGAAAGCGCGCGCACGCGCGAGAUCGGAAGAACCCCCCCCCCCCGUGCUCGAAUCCGAACGAACGCGCUCGUCGCCGUCGUCCCCUUCUCCGGCAGCAGUCGGACCAGCACGGCUCGCUUGCCAAAGACGAGCCCAUUAGCCCAGCCCAGAGGAGUCCGGCCACCCCCCGCUCUCUUGCGCGGAAUGAACUGCUCCAACGGCCCGCACCUGGCCUGAGCCAUGAGACCCCGGGCGCCCUGAGCGCGGCAAUGGUGGUGCUCCUCCCCACGCUGGGUCCCGUGGCGGCGCGACUGGUCUUCUACCCGACGCUCCUGUACACGCUGGUGCGGGAGCGGCUGCCCGGCUUGCAGCGGCCGUGGUUCAGUCGCAUUGACCAUGCUGUGAUCCUGGGGGCCUUGCCGCUGCGGGGACGGUGUCGCCAGCUGGUAGAGGACGAGAACGUGCGAGGGGUGCUCACCAUGAAUGAAGAGUAUGAGACUCGUUUCCUGUGCUGGUCCCUGCAGGAGUGGGAGGCGAUGGGUGUAGAACAGCUGCGCCUUAGCACUGUGGACCUGACCGGAGUCCCUUCACUGGAAAACCUGCACAAAGGUGUCAAGUUUGUUCUGAAGCAUCGUGACUGUGGAAACAGCGUUUAUGUACAUUGCAAAGCUGGCCGCUUCCGCAGUGCCACCAUGGUUGCUGCAUACUUAAUUCAGCUGCACCAGUGGACCCCUCAAGAGGCAAUCGAAGCUAUUGUUAAGAUCCGUCCUCAUAUCAUCAUCCGCCAAAAACAGGUACAGUUGCUUGAGGACUUUCACAGAAGUUUAAGUGUUGCAGUUCCUGUGGAGGCACAGCACAAUCUGCCAGCUAGACAGCAAAAGCCACAAGAGACUCAGCAAGAACAAAAGCCGCUGGAGGCCAAGCAGGAUGCCACACUGAAAACACCUGGCUCCUAAUGUGUGGUUGUGUUGGAACAGACACCUUGGUCAUCUUGGCCACCAAUAAAUAAGUUUUCCGCAACAUUUGAACAAAGAAGUUAUAAUCACUGUAAGUGAUAAGUGAGCAUAUUUUGCCUCUCCUGCUACCUGUAUCUAUUGUUGCUGUAUCUUGCUCACUUUGCAGCAGAUCUAUGAACUACUCUUCAGUGCUCACUUCUCAGACAAGCAGUGAUGAAGCCACAGUGUUGUCCUAGGAGAGGCCUUUAUUUAAACUUGAUCCAAAGGGCUCACAGCAUCAACAAGUAGUUUUGAUACUAUUUCCCCUUUUUUGUACGUCACAGUAAGAGAAUGAGUCCUCCAGUAUCAGCACAGAAGACCCUACUGUGGGGCCAAGUCAACUGCAAGUAGAUUUAAGUUCAGUACCUCUACCUAAGGAGUUGUCUCCUGCAGCUCUAAUGAGGGAGGGAACCUUCACACUCAUCUGAUAGUUGCAACUCUGAGGAAUAUGUAUAUCAGGGCUGCACAACUUCAGUCCUCCAGCCGUUGCAGGACUACAACAUGUAUCAUUCCCAGCCACAGAGGCCAGUUGUCAGGCAUGAUGAGAGUUGUAGUUUAAUAUCGGCAGAAAGGCUGAAGUUGUGCAGCCCUGGUUUAUAUCUUGAUGGAUAGCUGCAUUUACUCUCAACCUGCAACAUGAAAGCUCUAGGAGACUGUAGAAAGAAUUCAGCUACUUUGUAUAGGGUCUGCUGGUGGUAUCUGAUCUAGACCUAAAAAGCCUCUUAGCUGGAGAGCUUUGGGACACAAGAAGCUGACCAGCAGAUGACCACAGUGAUAGCAGUACUUCAGAUAAGGAUGGGGCCUGGGUGCCAUUAAUUGUUUAUUAAGCAGGUGUGCAGUUAGGAGGCUACUGCUGCUUGUAAGCAGGAGCUAGAAGGGGGAACUUCCAAGUGCUGUGAUCUGUCUUGAGGAAGCUGGAGCUUUGGGGUCUAGGUGAGUUGGAGUAAGGUAAUGGAAUGUCUCCAUUGUCUGGCGCUGAGCUUUUCUUCUAUCAGGCCAACACAAACUGCAGAUUUGUAAGCAGCACUUUAAGGCCACUGGUGACAGUUACUACAGAAGUGGCUGGAUUGAGUUUGAAGGUAUUGGCAUCUCCCUUUUUGUAGUGAUCCCGGAAGAUGUAGAUGUUACCAUUACAGCUGGCAAUUUUCCAGAAGGAUGGUACUGAACUCCAGGCAUCUGGCAGACAGAGCCGGGUGAAGCUAUCCAGCAGAGGGUUGUAGCACAGUAGCGAAUUGCCCUCAGCUACUAUGAACACCAGGUCCUUGUGCAAAGCUGCAUGCAUGCACCCUGCAAAGGGUAACACAUAGGGCUUCACAUGGCACUUCUCUGUGUUAGUGUCAUAGCACUGGAUCAGCCGAGAGGGCUUGGUAAAGAAGUCAGCGUCGUUCUCCUCUCCACCUAACAAAUAAAGGACUCCAUUGAAAUUUACCCCUGUAGCCCCGCACACUGCUACUUCUAGCUGACCAGUUUCUGUCCAUAUGUUGUCUCUUACUCUGUAGUACAGGACUGCAUUAGAGAGAAUGUCCUGCAGGGUCUUUCCUCCCAGUGAGUAGAUUGCAUCCUUGCUGGGCACGGAAACAAGAGUAUGCUGGAGCCUGUCACGAGGCAAGGCAGCACACCAUUCCCAGUCUAUCGUAGUGUUAUUGCAUUUCCACAUGCGCCGUGGAAUGGAUCCUCCAACAACAUACAGAUCACUGCCAUACUUGCAGGCUGCGGUGAUUUGGUGGCACAAGCUGUUCUGACCACUGACAGUGAUGGAGUCAUCCUCGGCACAGUGCAGAGAGACAGCAAGAGAAUGGGUACGUGAUGACUCCUUUCCAAUCAAGUAGAUAUGAACAUUCUCGCCAAUUUCCUAAGAGGGGGAAACAACACUCAUCAGCCUUGCACAGGUCCUUGUGCAGAAAUUCAGCAAAAAGGAGGUGUGCUGAUCACAAGCGCAAAAGAUGCUUAAAGUACUUUAGGUCUGAGACUUUACAGCUAGGUAAGCACAUGCUUCUAACCGUCCUUCACGCUGUAGCUUACCAUAAGAUAUUGGGACAUUUGCCCUUUACCUGCUGGGACUAAAACCUUCAGUGCCACCUUUAUUGCAGACCAAGCACUAAUAAGAUGAAAAACUUACCUAAACAGUUGGGGAACAUAGUGGAAAUAACAAGCUAGCAAGUUUAAAUUGGCUUUCUAAAUGAAGGUUUUUCACAUCAUGCUAAUUCUUUUGAUAAGGUGACUCCAACAUCAAAGGCAGCCACACUUUCAACUUUUUUUUGUAUGGGGCAAUAUAGAAAUGUACUAAAUAAAAUCAACAAACUGUGGUAACAAGUCUACAAUGAUCACAGUUGGGGAGAGGUGGGAAAGACAGUGAUGGAGUGGACUGUGCUUAAUUAUGUACCUUUAAACUUGAUUGCAGGAUCUCUGAAAAACCUGCACGUUCUUCUUUAUUGAAGUUGAUCCAGGUUUCAAUGGCAGCUUUUGGAUUCUGAGAACAUGGCACCCCAUCUGUAUAGUUGCAGAUAAAAAUGGUAAAAUAUCUCAUUUUCAUGGCAGAAGCAGAGCAAGCACUCUCUCCAAAUCUCCCCUCCCCCACCAAUGCAUACCAGGUUUACCUGGAGAAGCAUCAGGAUUGCAAGUUAUAAUUCCUAUUUUAUGGAUUAACCCAGAAGCUGCAAGGAUGUGACCUGCUGCAGACCACCCAAUGAGUUCAUGGCUUCUCUGGGAAAUAUGACCCAGAAUUAUUCACUAGACUAGCCCAUACUCUCUCCUUGGAGUUAGAAUUAAAGCAAAUAUCAGGUAGUAUUUAAUGUUACUUCAGUUAUUCUUCAGAGAGGGGCUUCUAGUUCAUUUUCUUGUCACAUGGGAAAUUGACAUGGACAAAUUUAUAGUACUGCUGCUGUAAAAGAUUUUAGUGUUUCUUGCAAUCCAUGAAAUUCACCUAUCAUUGGUCACCAAAAACACCCUCAGAUUUUUGGUUUUCCUUUUGGACAAUAAGAAUUCAAAUAAUAGAUUUUUAAAAGAGUUCAAUCAUGACAUGUUCCAAGCUGAUGCAGGGUUCAAGGGUAUUUGAAACAUUUUUAAAUGUUGGGUUUUUUCCUACAAUCAGGUGAGUCCUAUCAGUGCACAUUCAUUGCAUGAUAUAAUCAAACUGCUCAUCUUCUGGGCCCACAGGACUUCAAUACUUUGUUUCUGUGGAAGAUCCCAUUACUAGCAAUAAGAUCAGCGCUGCAGAAACCAGCAGAAUUUAAUAGGGAUUUCAGAUCAGAAAAUAGGUCAGUAGGUUGAACCACUGACACUAUCUUCAAUAGUGUUUAAGACUCAGUAUUUUAAUUCUUGCCAUAAAGCUUGCUUGUUUUGCAUUGGGUUUGCCCUAAUUUGGGGUGCUGAUACCAACUGUAGCUUAAGAGAAAUUCUGCAUGUAUUAUAUUACUAUCACCCCCCUCCCCAAUGUAUUGGUACAAUCCUUAGUACACUAUGUAGGAAAAAACAAAGAACAUAAAAAUAAAAUCACAAACUGAUCAUCA